AUGGAUACAAGUCCAAACACAGAUUUCGCAACCAAAGGAUCUCCCGCCCCCACAACGGGUCCAACGACAGAUAAAGCUAUAGAUGUCAGCACAGGGUAUUACAGCUCCACAGCGGGUCCAACGACAGAUAUAGCUAUAGAUGUCAGCACAGGGUAUUACAGCUCCACAGCGGGUCCAACGACAGAUAUAGCUAUAGAUGUCAGCACAGGGUAUUACAGCUCCACAGCGAGUCCAACGACAGAUAUAGCUAUAGAUGUCAGCACAGGGUAUUACAGCUCCACAGCGGGUCCAACGACAGAUAUAGCUAUAGAUGUCAGCACAGGGUAUUACAGCUCCACAGCGAGUCCAACGACAGAUAUAGCUAUAGAUGUCAGCACAGGGUAUUACAGCUCCACAGCGGGUCCAACGACAGAUAAAGCUAUAGAUGUCAGCACAGGGUAUUACAGCUCCACAGCGAGUCCAACGACAGAUAUAGCUAUAGAUGUCAGCACAGGGUAUUACAGCUCCACAGCGAGUCCAACGACAGAUAUAGCUAUAGAUGUCAGCACAGGGUAUUACAGCUCCACAGAGGGUCCAACGACAGAUAUAGCUAUAGAUGUCAGCACAGGGUAUUACAGCUCCACAGCGAGUCCAACGACAGAUAUAGCUAUAGAUGUCAGCACAGGGUAUUACAGCUCCACAGCGAGUCCAACGACAGAUAUAGCUAUAGAUGUCAGCACAGGGUAUUACAGCUCCACAGCGGGUCCAACGACAGAUAUAGCUAUAGAUGUCAGCACAGGGUAUUACAGCUCCACAGCGAGUCCAACGACAGAUAUAGCUAUAGAUGUCAGCACAGGGUAUUACAGCUCCACAGCGGGUCCAACGACAGAUAUAGCUAUAGAUGUCAGCACAGGGUAUUACAGCUCCACAGCGGGUCCAACGACAGAUAUAGCUAUAGAUGUCAGCACAGGCUCCACAGCGGGUCCAACGACAGAUAUAGCUAUAGAUGUCAGCACAGGGUAUUACAGCUCCACAGCGGGUCCAACGACAGAUAAAGCUAUAGAUGUCAGCACAGGGUAUUACAGCUCCACAGCGGGUCCAACGACAGAUAUAGCUAUAGAUGUCAGCACAGGGUAUUACAGCUCCACAGCGGGUCCAACGACAGAUAUAGCUAUAGAUGUCAGCACAGGCUCCACAGCGGGUCCAACGACAGAUAUAGCUAUAGAUGUCAGCACAGGGUAUUACAGCUCCACAGCGGGUCCAACGACAGAUAAAGCUAUAGAUGUCAGCACAGGGUAUUACAGCUCCACAGCGGGUCCAACGACAGAUAUAGCUAUAGAUGUCAGCACAGGGUAUUACAGCUCCACAGCGGGUCCAACGACAGAUAUAGCUAUAGAUGUCAGCACAGGGUAUUACAGCUCCACAGCGGGUCCAACGACAGAUAUAGCUAUAGAUGUCAGCACAGGGUAUUACAGCUCCACAGCGGGUCCAACGACAGAUAUAGCUAUAGAUGUCAGCACAGGCUCCACAGCGGGUCCAACGACAGAUAAAGCUAUAGAUGUCAGCACAGGGUAUUACAGCUCCACAGCGAGUCCAACGACAGAUAUAGCUAUAGAUGUCAGCACAGGGUAUUACAGCUCCACAGCGGGUCCAACGACAGAUAUAGCUAUAGAUGUCAGCACAGGGUAUUACAGCUCCACAGCGAGUCCAACGACAGAUAUAGCUAUAGAUGUCAGCACAGGGUAUUACAGCUCCACAGCGGGUCCAACGACAGAUAUAGCUAUAGAUGUCAGCACAGGGUAUUACAGCUCGAAAGAGGAUCCAACGACUUAUAUUGCCGGAGAUGUCAGCACAGUCACAAAGGUCCCCGAUGGUGAGAAAUAA
Molecule: messenger RNA, 1863 nt
Organism: Saccostrea cuccullata (small rock oyster)
Lineage: Eukaryota; Metazoa; Mollusca; Bivalvia; Ostreida; Ostreidae
Product: mucin-2-like
Exons: 5
Coding region: 1-1863 (620 amino acids)
Source: RefSeq, a predicted model, not a curated record